AUGUCCAAGGCUACCGUUGCUGUCAUUGCGGCAGCCAGUGCUGCUACAGGUGCUGGUAUAACAGCUCUCUUCUAUUCUUCCAGACCAAGUCCUCAACCGGCGCAACAACCACAACAAAAGGCCACCGCUGCUGCGCCGCCGUCCAGCACCCUCAAAACUCCUCCUCCUCAGCCCUCUCCACCCUCCCUAGCCUCGAAGGCUGCAUCUUCCUCCUCCUCCUCCCCUGUUGACCCCUCUGGAAUCUACCAAUAUGGCUUCCCCGGCCCCGUCGCGGACACCAUAUCCUCCCUCCCCCUAACCGGCGCCUACGAUCGCCGCACCCGCAAUCCCGCCUGGGUCGCAGAACAUAUCACGCCUCAAUCUCUCUCCAUGAAGGAGGCAGACCGCAAGCACAGCACCUUCUUCGAGGACACUGCCAUCCCGGCCAUCUUCCGAGCCAAAUUGGCGGAUUAUUUCCGCUCCGGCUACGAUCGCGGCCACCAAGUGCCCGCCGCCGACGCCAAAUGGUCGCAGGAAGCCAUGGACGGAACGUUCGCACUUACAAAUAUGUGUCCCCAGGUCGGCGAGGGCUUCAACCGGGACUACUGGGCCCACUUUGAGGAUUUCUGCCGGAAUCUUGCCAAAAAGUAUCCCUCUGUCCGCAUUGUGACCGGUCCCCUCUACCUUCCGCACCGAGACCAGGAUGGUAAAUGGCGCGUUUCAUACGAGGUUAUCGGCAACCCACCGAAUGUGGCUGUCCCCACCCAUUUCUAUAAGGUCAUCUAUGCGGAGGAAGGACCCGGUGCGCCUUCUGGAAAGGUUGCACUCGGUGCCUUCGUCUUGCCCAACGCGCGCAUCCCUAACGAUAAGCGUUUGACGGAGUUUGAGGUUCCUCUUGAGGCUGUUGAGAGGGCGUCUGGUCUGGAGUUUGCGUCCAAGUUGGAACCUGCCCGGAGGAAGCGCCUGUGCCAGGAGAUCAAGUGCGAUAUUGUUGUUCGGGAGUUCAACAACGCUUCUAAGCGCUCAUAA
This is a messenger RNA of Aspergillus ochraceoroseus IBT 24754, 1008 nucleotides long. RefSeq names its product DNA/RNA non-specific endonuclease. The transcript has a single exon. Gene Ontology annotation, biological process: apoptotic DNA fragmentation. NCBI's taxonomy places the organism in Eukaryota, Fungi, Ascomycota, Eurotiomycetes, Eurotiales, Aspergillaceae. The record is from RefSeq and is a predicted model, not a curated record. Gene Ontology annotation, cellular component: mitochondrial inner membrane; nucleus. The coding region runs from base 1 to 1008 and encodes 335 amino acids. Gene Ontology annotation, molecular function: single-stranded DNA endonuclease activity; nucleic acid binding; metal ion binding.